This is a messenger RNA of Pecten maximus, 4978 nucleotides long. Its product is annotated as dihydroxyacetone phosphate acyltransferase-like. The coding region runs from base 100 to 2181 and encodes 693 amino acids. The record is from RefSeq and is a predicted model, not a curated record. Gene Ontology annotation, molecular function: glycerone-phosphate O-acyltransferase activity. Gene Ontology annotation, biological process: ether lipid biosynthetic process. NCBI's taxonomy places the organism in Eukaryota, Metazoa, Mollusca, Bivalvia, Pectinida, Pectinidae. The transcript is spliced from 14 exons. Gene Ontology annotation, cellular component: peroxisomal membrane; mitochondrial membrane.
GAAUCGCAGCCAAUGGCAAUGUGAAAAACUGAUAAAAACACUGGUCUUUGGAAUUUGGCCGGUUUCUCUGCUUGUCCCUACUGUCCGUCCUACUUCACCAUGGAGGAACAGUCGAGAAAUGUUUGGAUCAAACAAGAUGAUCCAAAGCUGGUAUCCUCAAGACAUAAGGACAUCUUUGAGGAUAUCUUAGAGGACCGCCGUCAUACAAGUGAUGUAGGAUGGAGCCUUCGAACACGUGAUGUCCCUACUUACAAAAACAACAAACCCAGAACAAUAGACCAAGUAAAAGAGCAUGUCAUGGCCAGUGAUCGCGUGAAAUAUGCUGUUGAACAAGUCUGUAUGGAGAGUGGGAUGCCAGCUGAUGAGGUGUGGGGUCAGACCAAAGAAAUCCUAGAGGAAAUGUCACAUAACCUCAAAAUUGGUGCGAUCAGAGGAUUUGCUAUGUUCCUUGUCAAAGUUCUGAAAGCAUUAUUUAAAAGAAUUUAUGUAAAUGAAGAAGGUAUCCAAAAGGUGCGGACAAUGAUCAAAGAGUACCCAGUAUUAUUGACUCCCAGUCAUCGUAGUUACUUUGAUUUCCUCCUCAUGUCGUUUGUGUUUUAUCAUUAUGAUCUGCCACUACCCAUCAUUGCCGCAGCAAUGGAUUUCAUGGGAAUGAAAUUCUUUGGAUGGCUUUUAAGGAAUUCAGGUGCCUUCUACAUUCGCCGAAGUUUUGGUGACGACCAGCUGUACUGGGCUGUUUUCACAGAGUAUGUGCAGACACAGAUAUGUAACAGCGAUCAUCCGUUGGAAUUUUAUGUGGAGGGUACCCGCAGCAGAACAGCAAAGUCAUACUGUCCAAAGUUUGGAAUGCUGUCUGCAUCACUAGAGCCAUACUUCAAAGCUCACAUUCCUGACAUCAUGGUCAUCCCAGUCAGCAUCAGCUAUGACAAAAUUUUGGAAGAGAAGCUCUAUGCUUACGAAUUACUGGGAGUUCCAAAACCCAAAGAGUCCACCUCAGCAUUGUUUAAAGCAAGAAACAUAUUGUCAGAAGACUUUGGAAAUGUACACAUUCAUUUUGGAGAUCCUCUGUCAAUACGAGAAUACUCAGUCGGCAAAGUAGACCGAAGCAUCCACAACCUUGCACCAAGGUAUAUUGCCAGUCUGUCUGCACAGGAGACAGAUCUACUGAAGAGUCUUGCCUACGAUCUUGUGCUGCUUCACCUAAAGCACAUGGUUAUCUCCCCUUGGUCUAUGACGGCAGCAGUGAUGGUACAGAACAAGGACGGUAUACCCAUGAGACAGCUUGUCAGAGAGGUUGAGUGGCUCAAACGCCAUGCCUUAAAUCUAGGGGCAUACAUAGAUUGGCCAGGUAACGAAUCCUCGGACACAGUGGUAAGGAGCACACUACAACUCCACAAGAACAUUGUUACCAUCAACAAGGACGAUGUGAUAGAGUUAGUAUCAAUGGAUGUUCCGUCACAUGUCAGCGAGGACCAACUUAUGCAGUCAGCAGCUCAGCACCUGAUGUUGUCUAUCUACCGCAAUCAACUAAUGCAUAUUUUUGUCCGUGUCGCAAUGGUGUCCCUAUCCAUCAAUGUUUGUACUCAGGACACUUUACCUUUAGACGAUCUCUACAACAAAUAUGUGUUCCUGGAGCACUUAUUAAACAGGGACUUCAUUUUCCAUCCUGGUCAUACAAAGCUGGACUUUGAACACUCCCUCCUAACCCUCACACACAACUGUGGUGUUGUGAUCAAAGACAAUGCUAUUCUAAUAAAAUCUUCCACCAACAAGUACACAACAUUCUUCAGCCAGAUGUUUGAACCAUUCCUGCUCGGAUACUGGAUCAUGUGCCGGUGUCUUUUAUCAUUACACACUGAUGUUCAUGGUAAACCUAAGGCCAAGACUCCCAAAGUAAUCGCUAAGGAGGCCCAGAUGUUGAGCGCCAGACUUCUGAGGGAAGGGGCUGUCAAACACUUAGAGGUUCUCUCCCUUGAUAUCCUUAACAACGGGCUCCAUGCCCUCUUCCACAUGAACGCAGUGUCAAAGGAGAAGAGAGAUGGGCAGGCCUAUAUGUAUCCCAACACCAUAGUUCUUACCAACGUCUGCGAACAACUAGAAAAAUUCCUUGAUGUUCCACAAAUUCCCAUGACAAGUAUCCUGGUAGAAUCUAAAACAGUGGUGAUCAAUGCAAAAUUAUAGACAUGGGCAGAGCCAACUUAGUAACAGACUUUUUACAGUGGAUGGAAAACAGCUGAAAUGUGGUACUGAGAUUCUUGUGUCCAGCGAAGGCAGUUGACAGAAAUGUGUCAAAAAAAGACAAGUGGCAUGUUCUGUUUAAAAGUGAUAAUGUUUCUGUUUUUUUUUAAGUUUGUUAAUUACUCACUAGUUGCGCCAGAGGCAAGAAUCAGUUACCAGUUAGGCUGUCCGUCUUUCACCUUAUCUGGGUCCUGUCAAGUAUUCUUUCAUCUACAACUGCCAUAUAUAUUUGAUGGAGUAUUACUAUGCAUAUAUAGUGAAGUAACAUUAGUUGGAAUGAUCCACUUUAUUUAGAGAUAAAGCUUUUUGUUCGCUAUGCUACAUUUUCUGGUGUAUAACUUGUUUAUUUUGUCAUCUAGAGUUGUCAGAUUUGUAUUUGAGGACUCCAUUUGAUCGCAGGGCAUCAUGUUAUCAAGUUGUGUUCAUAUGUUGCACUAUUUACCGUUGAGAUGAAUUGAUGGUGCUGAUUGACCAUUUGGUAGGUUAGGGUAUUAUUUUCUUCAAAUACUCUACCUUGUUAUAGGCCAAUAAAUGUUUUAUUGAACUGCUAUAAUUUUCUUUAUCAAUUUAUUAAUGAUACAGUGUAUAACUACAGGUGCAUGUAUCAAUAUGACAACUGACAAUGAUAAAGCGAUUAAGAACUUGUAACAAUAUGAUCAGUUUGAUAAUGAUGUGAUAACUGUAAUUACCGUACAUACCUAGCCAACUUUUAUAUAAUGUGCACUGUAUUAACACAGGCAUCUGCUUCUGGUAAGUAUUAAUGGAAAAGAUAUUAGACCCUACUCAUACUACAUCAACAAGGUGUAACACUCGAAAAAUCAGAAGUGGGGGCGAACUUCAAUUCACGUUCAAUUUAAGUUUAAUCCGGUACAGAUAUCAAAUGCAUGUAAACUUCAGUAACGUACCUUGGUUUAGAUUCCUUAAAUAUCAAUGCACAUGUUAUUCUUUUGUCAGAGUUAUUCUGUAUAUUUUAGAGUUGAAUGCAGGGGAGCAAUCUGAUUGGUUGACAGCUCUAUAAACAAUGCUAACUAAAAUUGUCCACCCUUCAAGUCUACUUCCAUUCCACAGUCGAUGCAUCGUAGAUCUUCAAGUGUUACAAGUUGUUGAAAUAGUAUGAGUAGAGUCUAAUUUUUUUUUUAUUAAUACUAACCAGAAGCAGAUGCAUAUGGUAUUAAUAACAAAUUUAGCAAACCUAUAAAUAUUACAAAAGGUUUUAUUUUAUCAUUUCUUCUUAUCAUUCCUUGAAAUAGCCAUGAAUAAUAUUGGUGACAAAAACGUUUCUCCAGUAGAUAUAUUGUAUAAAUUGGUUUCUGAAAUUUGUAUUUAUUUAUAAAAAAAUAUAUAUAAAAAACAAUGAUGCUUAGGGAAAAGUGGCCUGUGCAAUUCGAUUAUGAAUUAUGUGUCAUUAUCUAUAAUGAACAUUUUAUAUUGUUUAUAAUCCAUUGUCUUCUUUUGACUUUGGUAUGAUCGUGUUACAAUCGAGAUAUAUGAACAUACCCAGGUAUUUGUAUUUGACAAAUUUUUCAUGUUGCAACCCACAUUUUAUAAUUUGAUUGUGAUUUGUAAUACAGCUGUCUUUGUCUUUUCCAGUGAGAUAUACAUAUGUAUUGUUUUAGUGUAAGAGUCUGUUAAGUGUAUCUCUAUAUGUACUGCAGUUUUGAAGAAUGUGUAACUUUUUUUUUUAAUGGAAUGAAUGGAAUACUGCUCAGAGUCCUGUGGCUUAUGUGUCGUGAAAGUGAGCAUAGUAAUUAUAAUAUAUUUUUGAAGGACUUAGAUAGUUCUUUGUCAAGAUGUUGCACUAAAUUAAAACAAUGUACAUAUAUAAGUCUUAGUAUAUUGUAUGUAUGUACACAAAUUCUAUGUUUUGUCUCCAAUCUAUAUAUCAGAUUGAAUUUUCAUUAUACACUUUGUAUCUUGAAUGCUACAAAGGUAUGUACAAUUUAAUUGUUUCGAUAUAUAUUUCCUGGAACUUGGAAACCUGUUACAAUCCAAUAUGAACUUAAAAGUGAUAAUGAAUCAUUAAUAUUAAGUGUAUGAUAUACAGCAUGAAAGAGUUCUGAUUGUCUUGUUACUGGAAAAUUACAUGCCUGUAUAAGAGAACUGCUUUGUGAUCUUAUUUUCUACACCUAAAGCAAUUCUGUGAAAAUAAAUCUUCUGAGACAGUGAUUUUGAUAACUAGUCUACAGUUUACCAGCGUGAUACCAGAUUACCUAUACAACAUUCCUGAUAUAACAUGGUCCACCACCUAGCAUUAUAGUCAAUAUCUAUUAUCUGCUCAAUUCAUACACUAGAAUAUUGCAAAACUUGUCUCAAUAUGGAAGUACUGUUUGUCCUUAUAAAAAUAUGAUAGAAACUUGUAUUAAGCAAUCACCCAACCAGUACAACUGUUUAUGUAUGAAAUCUGGAAAGGAAAUCCCUGUUUGAUAUAGAAGGGUUUUAAUUGUAUGCUUCCUAUGUUUUAUUUGAACAAUAACGUUCACUGUUUUUAAAUAUAUUAUAGAUAGCAAGUCCCAAGACACAGUAAUGUCCUAUUUUUACAUACAGUAUGACGGAAACAUGAGUUGUGUGAUAGUGUACAUGGUAACAAGGCAAUUGUUGCUGUUUUUGAGGUGUGUAUACUGUGAGAGAUUAUUACAGUACAUGAUAAUUAAGAUGUAUGUGUUUAUAGGUAUAUAAUCCAAUGAAUCAAUAUACCUUGCAAUAAUUCUAGAUUAUGAUGAUAAUAAAAUAUUACAAUGUU